GGGGAAAAAAAACCUCCAGCUAAGAGAGCGUUGUGUGACGUUAAAUUGUUCAUUUAAUCCUCUCAUCUGCCCACAUUCAUUGCCAAUUGCCUCCCUUUUCUUUUUUUUCUUUCUUUUUUUUUCCCCUUGAGAGCUGAGCCUUUAAAUUCCCCUGCUUCUCUUCCCUCCCCCCUACCCCUCCUUCCCAUAACACCAUUUCUUCCAACCUUAAACCAAACUACGUUUCAUCUUUCUUCUCAACUCCUCGAAGAAAAGCAAGGGUUAAUUCUUGAGGAAAAAAAAGUCAAACACGAAAAGAAAACCAUUAGGAAAAAAAAUGCCACAAAUAUUGCCAGAUUUCUCAAGCUCAGUGAAGCUCAAAUAUGUGAAACUUGGGUACCAAUACCUUGUUAACCACAUUUUGACAUUCAUUCUCGUGCCCAUCAUGGCAGCAAUUGCGCUAGAGCUUCUAAGAUUAGGCCCUGAAGAAAUCCUCAACAUCUGGAGAUCAAUCCACUUUGACUUCGUCCAAGUCCUCUGUUCCUCAUUCCUUGUUAUCUUCAUCGCAACUGUCUACUUCAUGUCCAAACCUCGUUCUGUUUACUUAGUCGAUUACGCUUGCUACAAGCCCCCUGUCACUUGCCGGGUUCCGUUCUCAACUUUCAUGGAGCAUUCCAGGCUGAUUCUCAAAGACAGCCCCAAAGCCGUGGAGUUCCAAAUGCGGAUUCUUGAAAGAUCAGGUUUGGGUGAAGAAACUUGCUUGCCCCCUGCUAUUCAUUACAUCCCUCCAAAUCCCACCAUGGAAGAUGCCAGAGCUGAAGCAGAGACUGUAAUCUUCUCCUCCAUUGAUUCAUUGUUGAAGAGAACAGGGCUCAAGCCGAAAGACAUCGAUAUUUUGAUAGUGAAUUGCAGCUUGUUUUCUCCUACACCAUCUCUAUCAGCCAUGGUGAUUAACAAGUACAAGAUGAGGAGCAACAUCAAAAGCUUCAAUCUUUCUGGGAUGGGUUGCUCUGCUGGCCUAAUUUCCAUUGAUUUAGCAAGGGACCUUCUUCAAGUCUAUCCCAAUUCUUAUGCUCUGGUUGUAAGCACAGAAAUCAUCACCCCAAAUUACUACAAGGGUAAUGAAAGAGCCAUGCUUCUUCCCAAUUGCUUGUUCAGAAUGGGUGCUGCAGCCAUUUUGCUGUCAAACAAGAGAAGGGAAAAAAGCAGAGCAAAGUACAAAUUGGUCCAUGUUGUGAGGACUCAUAAGGGAGCUGAUGAUAAGGCUUACAAGUGUGUGUAUGAACAGGAAGACCCACAAGGAAAAGUUGGGAUUAAUCUAUCCAAAGACCUCAUGGUGAUUGCAGGGGAAGCUUUGAAGUCAAACAUCACAACCAUAGGUCCUCUGGUUCUUCCAGCUUCAGAGCAACUUCUGUUCCUGUUCACACUGAUUGGGAGGAAGAUCUUCAAUCCCAAAUGGAAACCAUACAUUCCAGACUUCAAACAAGCCUUUGAGCAUUUCUGCAUCCAUGCUGGUGGAAGGGCAGUGAUUGAUGAGCUUCAGAAGAAUCUCCAGCUCUCAGCAGAGCAUGUUGAGGCAUCAAGAAUGACACUCCACAGGUUUGGAAACACUUCAUCAUCUUCACUCUGGUAUGAAUUGAGCUACAUUGAAUCCAAAGGGAGGAUGAAGAGAGGGGAUAGAGUUUGGCAGAUUGCAUUUGGGAGUGGAUUCAAAUGCAACAGUGCUGUAUGGAAGUGCAACAGGACAAUCAAGACUCCUGUGGAAGGCCCAUGGGAAGACAGCAUUGAUAGGUACCCUGUGCAUAUUCCAGAUGUUGUGAAGCUCUAAAAAUACCUCCUCCCCACAUAAAUUCCAAAACCUUCUCUCUGUUGUUGAUGUUGUUAAUUAAUUUUUUUUUAAGUCAGCCAUAAAUAUUUCCCACUUAUUUCUCGAUUUUCUAAACCUUUUUUUUUCCUCUCUUACCCCUUCUUUCUAGUACAUUUUCCUGCACCAAAAACAAGUGCCCUGCAGAAAAAUCCUGCAUUUAGGUUACUACUUCAUAGGGUGUCAUGAGAAUUUUUAUUACAUCUGUAUCAAGAUUAAAAAGAAAGCUGUGUAAUUUUUCUUUGAUUUUCCUCAGAAGAUACCAUCAUUUAAUAUCGUGUACCAUGUGAGAGACCUUCUUUUCUUAUAAACGAAUGAACAUACAACAGUAACUGUUACUAUUUGCAUCGAUCCGUGUAUUUCUAGUAAUAUGUACCAUUCGAUUUGUUUACAUUUUUUUCAGUAACCGCGCGAGUCUAUGAUUUUUCUUAGUAUGUGGUGUUUCUAGUAAUCGCUCUUAUAUACUGUUGUAAACCGGUGUUUGUAGCAACAUAAUAGUAGUAAUCGCUCUAAUAUACUGUUCAGACACGGUAAGAACUAAGACGUUCCCACGAAAAAUGUGAUUUUUUAGAAGCCGUAGAAAGUCCUCCCCCAAAACACUAUUCUAUGAACACAUUUACUAUAGUUUUCCAUUGACUAUAAAUGAAAAGGGGAAGGGGGGGCUUAGCUGGUAUUAGCAGGCUUGGUAGUUUUGAGAAUUAAAGAGCUGUGAAGUAUUGGUACUACCCAUAUUCAAACCUAGCUGAUUCACAAAUUGGUGUCCACACAAGUCCCUUUGAAAUGUAGUAUAUGCGUG
This is a messenger RNA of Oldenlandia corymbosa var. corymbosa, 2639 nucleotides long. NCBI's taxonomy places the organism in Eukaryota, Viridiplantae, Streptophyta, Magnoliopsida, Gentianales, Rubiaceae. The record is from the annotation of a GenBank genome assembly.